Molecule: messenger RNA, 315 nt
Organism: Ostertagia ostertagi
Lineage: Eukaryota; Metazoa; Nematoda; Chromadorea; Rhabditida; Trichostrongylidae
Source: the annotation of a GenBank genome assembly
AUGAAUGGAUGCCUCUCUGCUGCUGGAAAUUUAGGACAUUCUAUAGCGGCCUCUGAAAUGGCAACAGCAUACAGCAUGGAUCUCGAGCGCGAUGCGCAGAAAUAUGCGAAUACCUGCCCAUCCAAUGGCUCUACUUGGGCAUCGGGCAACUAUACCGGUGAAAAUUUCGGAAUGGUUCCGUCCAAUCCCACCUCGUCUUAUUUCAUAGCAGUUUACCAGGCAAUAAAGUCAUUUUGGGAUGAGAUCAAGGUAAACAGCAUUCCCGAAUCAUUGGUGUUUACUGAAUCUCCUAUAACACCGCGCAGAUUCACCCAA